This is a messenger RNA of Alternaria burnsii, 153 nucleotides long. RefSeq lists its product as uncharacterized. NCBI's taxonomy places the organism in Eukaryota, Fungi, Ascomycota, Dothideomycetes, Pleosporales, Pleosporaceae. The record is from RefSeq and is a predicted model, not a curated record. The transcript has a single exon. The annotation marks the transcript as partial.
GCAUUGGAAGUCUUUGUCAUUCUCAUCAAGCACUUCAGCAUAAGAGUCGAGCAACACUCCCGAACACACGUAAAUCACAGAAAGACAGUGGUGUAUUGGGCUCAAUCGUGGGUCGGCUUGUCCUCCCCUUCGAUAAUUUGCUAUUUCCCUUGA